AUGGCGGUCGAAGAUAGUUUUCUGGCUCUGAUGGCCUUCACCCUCAUUGAGGCCUACUUCCUCCAGCGAACCAUGCUUGCCAAUCAGUCCUUCCGUACUGUGGUGCUCAGCUCGCUAGCUGUCAAUGUCUUUCUGAAGGGCCUCUAUGUUAUCGUUAUUUGGCCGCUCUUCAUCAAUCCGCUGCGCCAUCUACCCAAAGUUCCAGGCUUCAUGAGCAACCUCAAGUUCUUCGACUUCCCCCGUAGGCGCAGGCCCCUGCACUGGAUGACGACCAUCCCCAAUGAGGGCCUGAUCCACCUGCAUGAUAUCCUCGGCCAGUCCUACCUGCUUGCCACCAACCACCAAGCCCUGUUAGACGUCAUGAGUACUAACAGUUAUGACUUUGAGAAGCCCCGGCGUGCGCGUAACUUUAUCGCCCGUAUCCUGGGCUUCGGUCUAGUUAUGUCCGAGGGUGCUGCCCAUAAGAAGCAACGCAAGGCGCUGACUCCGGCUUUUAAUAUCAAGAAUAUCCGCGUUAUGUAUUCACUGAUGUGGGAUAAGACAAACCAGUUUUUGGAGGAGGUCGAGAAGGAGCUGAAGCUAAGUCCGAUGGAGGGGACGAAUCCGGCUGAUGGGGAGGGUAAGCUAGAGAUAGGGGAGUGGGCGAGUCGCUUAACUCUCGAUAUUAUUGGCCCUGCAGCUAUGGGCCGGGACUUUCGAUCGCUGCAGAAAUGUGAUAAUCCCGUGGCGCAGAGCUUUUUCCGUAUUCUCUCACCCACUACUGAAAAGAUGGCGUUCUUUGCGAUGAAUUUUAUCUUGCCGCCAUGGCUUGCACAGCGUGUGCCAUGGCGCUUGAAUAAAAUAAUCACCCAUGAGGCCAAUUUUCUUCGUGAUCUCUGUACAGAUAUUGUCAGGGAUAAGCGAAAAGCCAUUGCCAUGUCCAAGUCAUCAGUCAAGGAUCUCGAGGCUGAUAUACUUGGCACUUUGGUACUAGGCGGGGAUUUUUCGGACUCCGAGCUGGUGGAUCAGAUGCUAACCUUCCUGACUGGGGGACACGAAACCACCGCGCGUACUAUAACAUGGGCCUGCUAUCUACUGACUCAGCACCCAGAUAUUCAGGAGCGUCUCCGUGCUGAGAUCCGGGAAAAAAUUCCUUACGCCAAUGCCCCAAUUACCUACCAAGACCUCGAGUCUUUGCCUCUUCUAAACGGCGUCUGCCAGGAAAUCCUACGUCUCUACCCUACAUUCCCCGCCACACUUCGUGAAUCUAUACGCGAUACUGUAAUCGCCGGCGAGCCUAUCCCUAAAGGAACACGAGUGAUCUUAUGCCCGUACGCAAUUAACCGAUCUCCAGUCUUCUGGGGCGAUGACGGCGAGGGGUUCUUGCCAGAGCGGUGGAUUGACAAGGACAAGAACGGCAAUCUAGUACCGAACAACACCGGCGGCACGUCAACCAACUUUGCGCAGAUGACAUUCUUACACGGCCACCGAUCAUGUAUCGGAAAAGAUUUUGCGCGCGCGGAACUGCGGUGUGCAAUGGCAGGCGUGGUCGGCCGGUUUGCGUUUGAGAUGCAGGAUCCAACGCAGGAAAUCCAUAUCACUGGCGUGUUAACGACUCAGCCCGUUGAGGGGAUGCAUCUACGGAUGCACCGAGUCGAUGCUUGGUAG
Penicillium samsonianum is the source of this 1647-nucleotide messenger RNA. RefSeq names its product cytochrome P450. The transcript is spliced from 4 exons. Lineage: Eukaryota; Fungi; Ascomycota; Eurotiomycetes; Eurotiales; Aspergillaceae. Gene Ontology annotation, molecular function: monooxygenase activity; heme binding; iron ion binding. Bases 1 to 1647 code for a protein of 548 amino acids. The record is from RefSeq and is a predicted model, not a curated record.